AGGAAGGGUUGGAGGCAGGGGAAGGGAGGCAAUCGCGUUAAUCCCGGGCGCCGCACGGCAGCAGGUUUGCGUUGGAAAUACCGGCGGCAGCCCGCCGCCGCCGCUGAAUGAGGAAGGUAAAACGAAGCGAUGCGAGAGCCGCCGAGGCGACAUGUACGGCGGCGGGGCGAGAGGCACCGGCAGGCGGCUGCCCGCCCCCUCCCUGCCUGCCUGCCUGCUUCCCUGCCUGCCUCCUCCCUCUCUCCCUCCCUCCCUCCCCGCCGGGGCGGGGAAGGACCGUGCCCGGGUCUCCCCCGCUCGCCGCCAGCCGAGCCGGGGGGCCGCGGGGCUUUAACCGUGUGCGGGGCGGAUUCGCCACUUUUUCCGGGGGAGGCCCGCGGUUAAAAGUUUUUUUCCGGAGGUCACUAUCACAUGACAAAGGCAUUGAGACAGCUUCAUCUUCAUCUGUCUGUAAUUUCCAUUUGCCUUCCCGGGUCACAGUAAUGAAAGGCAGUAGUAGGAAUAAGGAUCAUUCGACAGAAGGGGAAGGAACUGGGAAGCGACCAAAAAGAAAGUGUCUUCAGUGGCAUCCCUUGCUUGCCAAAAAACUCCUUGACUUCUCUGAAGAGGAGGAAGAAGAGGAAGAGGACGAAGAUAUUGAUAAGGUGCCACUUCUCGGCGCUGACAGUUUAGAGCAGGAUGCUGAUGAAACCGAAGAUGACGAGUCCUCAGAGCAGCGAGCUCGCCGACCAAUGAAUGCAUUUCUCUUGUUCUGCAAGCGCCAUCGCUCCCUCGUGCGAAAAGAACACCCUCGCCUCGAUAAUCGUGGCGCAACCAAGAUCUUGGCAGAUUGGUGGGCUGUUCUAGAUCCAAAAGAAAAGCAGAAAUACACUGACAUGGCCAAGGAGUACAAGGAUGCUUUUAUGAAGGCAAAUCCAGGGUACAAGUGGUGCCCCACUACAAACAAACCUGUAAAAACCCAGACAUCCACUGUAACAAACAGGAAAAAGCUAUGGGCCUUUGCAUCAGAUGCUACAAAAGACUUACCAAGCCCAAGGAAAGUGACGACAAAAAGUGAAGAAAUGCCACAGCUUAACUUCGGGAUGGCAGAUCCUACACAAAUGGGAGGUCUGAGUAUGCUGCUUCUAGCCGGGGAACAUGCCCUGACUGCACAAGAGGUUUCCUCAAGUACUUGCCAGUCUGAUGCAACUAAUUCUACAGAAGCCUGUCAGAAGUCAUCAUUGUUUCAGUUUGCAGAGAUCUCUUCGAGCACAUCACAGCCUGGAGUCCCAGGAGCUGUAAAACAAACUGAGGAGUCUGCACUGUUUCAGUUUGCUGAGAUUUCUUCAAAUACAUCACGUUCAGUUCCUUCUGAUUUAACAAAACAAUGUGGAGCAUCAGCGUUAUUUCAGCUGGCAGAGAUGUGCCUUGCUUCAGAAGGAGUAAAAGUGAAAGAACCUGGGAAAACAAAAGUGGAAGCACCGGAAGAUGUGGGAGGGGAAGUUCUGGAGGAAAUGGAAGUAGAACUGGAGAAAGCGAUAAAAGACUCCUGUAAAGGAAAAAUAGAACAAUUAGAGAUCAAGAGAAUGCAAAACCGGGAUGACACAAAAGCUGAGGAAUCAGAAACUGCAAAAUGCAGAGAUUUUACUAGUCUCGCAAUGGAGAACAGUCCUUUUGAAAGAAAUGAUAACACAAAGGAUCACAUGUGCUCUUCUCCAGAGCUUUCAAUAGCUGACAUGAAUAUCCUUGGGCUAAAGCCAGAAAAGAUCAAGAAGAAAAAGAAAAAAAAUAAGCUGGACCGGCACACAAGUGAGAAAUCCACCCCCAAGAAACCCUGUAAAAAAAGGCAGUCCUCCGAGUCGGACAUUGAGAGUGUCAUGUAUACGAUUGAAGCUGUUGCGAAGGGGGACUGGGGUGCUGAGAGACUUGCUGAUACUCCCCGCAAAAAACCCCGCCCUGUCUCAAAUGUGAAGGAAAGCAUGUUGGAUACAAAAUCACCAAAGAAAAAAGUGAAGUCAAAAGACAAGAAAACAUCAAAGGAGAAACCCACGGAGACCACCAAAGAAUCAAAGCCUCCCGAUUUCCUUAGUAUUGCAGCCAGCAAGGAAGAACCAUGUGAGGCUUCUGAUAACAUUAAAGUGGAACCACUGACCCCAACAGAGGAGGUGGUACCCCAGAGCUUACCAGAACAGGUCAAAACUGAGGACAGUGACUGUGUUAAAAAGAUAGAAACCUGUGGCUCGAGGAAAUCGGAGAGAUCUUGCAAAGGUGCUCUUUAUAAAACUCUGGUGUCAGAGGGCAUGCUCACAUCUCUGCGUGCUAACGUGGACAGAGGAAAAAGAAGCUCAGGAAAAGGCAACUCCUCAGAUCAUGAAGGAUGCUGGAGUGAAGAAAACUGGGCUUUUUCCCAAAGUGGGACAAGUGGGAACAAAAAACUGAAAAGGCCUAGGCCAAAGGAAGAGUUCGUUUUUGGCUUAGCAAAGUUGGAAGAAGAAUUUGAAAAGAAAUUCAACAGCCUCCCUCAAUACAGUCCUAUUACCUUUGACAGGAAAAAUUCAUCUGUUCCAAGAAAAAAGAGGAAGGUUGGAAGUGGCUCAUCCGAACAUCCAAAAUCCAACAAAGGUUCAUGCCAGUCUAAGAAAAAGAACUUUUUCUACAAAAUUGUCAGCAAAUAUAAGCACAGAAGGAAGCUUAAUGUUCCGGACACAGCCAUACUUUCAGAAGACAGAAUUUCCAGUGAGUCUGCCUGGAAGAAUAAAAUUUCUAUAUCUGCCCUAAACACUCCAGAGCCAGCAAUGAUGCAUGAGCCUUUAGUUGGCAGCCAGAAAAGGAAAGCAAGGAAAACUAAGAUCACACAUCUUGUCCGAACAGCAGAUGGUCAAGUGUCACCAGCAGCAGGGACACUGGAGGAGAAGCUGAAAGAGCUGCCACAAAGUACUCUUCAAAAAACACAAAGUGCAGAAACAGAUUGCAACAGUGAAUGCUCCAGAAAUGCAGAGACAGAAGAAAAUCAUAGUAUUACGUCAGAUAUGCCAGCAGUGUCUGCAUUUUUUAGCUUAGCUGCUCUGGCAGAAGUAGCAGCCAUGGAAAAUGUACACAGAAGUCAGAGGGCCACACCUCUCCCACAUGAUGGACAGCCAAAUGAAAUGUCUCAGGCUCCAGUGCUUAUUUCCUGCGCUGACCAGUGAAGCUCCACUUUAUUGUAAAACAUUGUGCUUUACCUAAUAUCCUAGCCUUGUCUUUACCAAGGGAAGCUAGUCAGUCCAUAUGAUGGAAACUAUAGACUGCAAGCAAGUGCUUAUUGUUCUGAGUGGCCCAGAAUUCACUGGAAGCCAGACGUUAGCAACUUGGGCCAGGUCCUCAAAUCGGAACCCAGUAUGUAGGAGGGUGAUAUUAAUUGUCUAUUAAUGAACAGAAAUGGAAUGAUCCUAGAGCUUGCUUUCUAUUGAAGGCUUUUAAACAGUAAAUAGGUGGUUGGUGUGAAAAAGGCUGCCUUUACUGUUAGCUCACUCAGCAUCUCUUUUACCAACCAGAGAGUACGGCAACUAGUUUCGUAUAAUACCUAGUUAUUCUAAAUUAAAAAAAAAAAAGAAAAAAAAGAAAAAAAAACCAACAACAAAAACACUGACGCACUGCACUAGUUAUUAUUAGAUAUUCUUAGUCAUUUUUGUACAUGAAGAUUUAAGUUCUAAGAUGGUUUAUAUUAAUAGGUUAUGCCUACAUUUAUAUUGUAGAAUGAAUUUAAAACCUGUUCCAGAGAACUCACGGCAGCCUGGACAGAUGUACCAUUGUUAGCGGUGUUUGGGCAGCCAUGUGGUCCAGAUGUUCUGCACUUUUAUAUUUGCCACCGGAGUGGUAGAGUUUACUGGGAAAAAUUCUGACAGGCGAUGUUUGGGUUUGUUUCUUUUUACUUUAGCUUUGAAUAACCAGGAUGAUGUGCAUUAGAAAAAGGAGUGGUGUAUGGAAAAGAAAAUACUGCAGAUAAUUGACUUGUCUUUCAUGCCUUGGAGGGUUCCUUUAUUUUUGCAUAGACUUGGUAAAACUUUCCUGUAAACAAAAAGUACUGCAAAUGCGUUUUUCAAAAGUGACCUUAGUAUUAUUUCACCGUUCGGAAAAACCUAAAGCCGUGACUUUUGGAUGUACAUGUACACCAAUACACAUACCUUUUACAUUUUACAGACACUGGCAUUGUUGUAGUUACUAUGCACAGCCCAAAACAGCUUCAGAGUUUGCGUGAAGGGCCAAUUACAGUUUGUGUGGGUAAAGUGGCAAGUUGUAUACAGAUAAACUACAACUGAAGAAGAGUCAUGUUUGACUGAAUUCAGACAACCAAACAGAUCCAUCUGCCAGUUUCUGUCUUUGCUUAUGUUGAAUUUUUGUGUUCUGCUCUCAUAAAUACAUCCCAAAAGCAGGCCAAGUGUAUCACUUGGCCUGUUACCUUCGCUAUCUUGACUUACACUAUUGUAUAACCAAGCAUUGAUUCCUACCAAUAGAUGCAAAACGAUCACUAGUAAUUGAUGUAAAGCUACAAAUUCAACAGGGUACUUCUUCAAUAGCACAAGAUGUUUCCCUACUUUUUGCAUUGUAGCACAACAAUGUACCAAAUUGGACUCCAGCAAUAAUUUUCUAUUAGUCUUCGUCAUACCGGCUGAACUUUUGAUAGUAUUAGAUUGAGUUUGAAGUUCUUUGAACUAAGUCUUUAAAAUGAUGCGAGUUUACAUCAUUCUAUCAGGCAUUCUUAUUUAUACUUGACUGAAUUGAUAAUGUGUUUUGGGGUUAUUUUGUAACUAAUUUGAUGUAAUAGCCAUAUGGACAGUAACUCUAUUAAUGCUUGCUAGGUUUAGCCUUUCAUUGUAGUAGUUAAGUGAAAGUCUUUGGUUCAGUGUCAGGAAACAUACAACAUACCACACGAGUUGUAACAAAGGAUUAAAGGUCUGACAAAAGGCAGGUAGCUGGGGAAGUGUCACUGAAACAGCACCAUUGAGGAUGCAUGCAUUGGAAGAAGGGAACAACAACAAGAGAACAGCAAAAUUUAUGAGCCAAUGAGUCAGUGAAAAGGCUUUUUAAAAAUUCAGGUGAAUACAUGACUGAGAGCCCCUCAAAUGCCAUUGCAGCCUAUGGCAGUAUUUUUAAUAAGAUUUUAUUAAAGUUUUAUAAGUUAUUUUAACAAAACAAGAAAAACUUCAGAGACUUAAAACUAAUGGGUCACAGCUAGGUGGCUGUUGGAGUUUUGGACCACUUUAUAAUUAGCUGAAAUCCAAAUAUGUUACAGUGCAGGCCGUUCACGUUGACAAUGGUACUAACUUAUUUCUCUAGAAACCUUUAGAGUAGAUAUAUUUUUGUCAAAGCACCCCAUCCUUCCUCGAUUUAAAUUUCAAUAUUGUUCCUGAAGAUAUUUCUGUAUAUUAAUGGUACCUUUUUUAAAAGAAACAGAAAAUUACUUUUUUCUAUAUGAAUUAAUAUCUUACUUGAUCUGCUUUUCCUUGACUUUCCCUUAGAGAGGGGGUAGGGUUGGGUCAGUUUACUGGAUAUGACUGUUUUCAGAUACUUAUAAACCUUUUUGUAGAUAUGCUUAAUUUUUAAGCGAUUAGGCACUGAGAGUAGCAGAAAUCCUGCAAAGCUUUAUAGUUCACUAGGCAUUUGCCUUUGUUGGUUCUCUGAGUGAUGUCUUGAUUUGAGUAGCUAGAAUUUUCCCUGAAUCUACUAGAAGGGGUAUCAGUAUUUUCAGGUAACAAAGUCUGUUAGCACAACAAAAAUUUCAGACCAAUAUCUUACUGUAUUGGGGUUGGGUUUUUUUUUCCUUGUUUGUUUUGUUUUAAUUUUUAUUAAUUUCAGCUGCUUUCAUUUUGGAAAAUCUUAUUGCUAUUGUGUGUACUUCAGUAUACCAGCAAACACUGUUACCCGUUAACACAUUGUCCACAAAUGCCUCUAGAGAAGAAAUUGUUGCACCUUAUGUAUAUCUCAAGCAAACCAAAAUAUGAUGCUUUUCUGCUUUGUUUAUUCUGAAUAUGUUGUAUCAUACUUUACUGAACCCAUUUUAACUUAGCUAAAGCUAUCGAUAUUUAUGCAUUUCACAUUAUUUUCUGGAUCUGAACCUGUGUAUAAAUCUUUCUUUAAAAAAAAAAAAAAAAAGAGAAAAGAAAAGCAUUUACCGUAGUCGUCCUCUGUGACUUAUCCAUGGGAGGGGGGAAUCUUGUCUCAAGUGUAAAAUGCAGUACUGUCCCAGUUUUCCUUGGCUUUUAUUUAUUUAGUGAUCUUUGAUAUUUCAUAUGUAGUUUUGAGGUAUACAAAAUACAUUGUCGUAGCCGAAGCUACAGAUCUAAGCAGCUGGGAGAAAAUUACUGUAAUGUUGUCUUCAUUGUUCUAGUACUGUAUACAAAUAUGGGAAAAAUGUUCUGCAGAACAUUUGAGAUGCAGAUUCUUGUCCCCACAGUAGGUUAUUUUCCAGAUAUUAGACCAAAUCAAUCAAAACUCAAUGAUCUUAAAGGUCUUUCCUGAACUAAAUGAUUCUAUGAUUCUAAAAACAUCUAUGGAGAUUACUUAAUGCUCUGCUUAUGGCAGGAACUACCCCUUGAAUGUGCUGUGAUUUCAGAAAUAGAAUAUAUUUAUUAAAGAUGACUGAAUGCUCUUUUAUACUAAUACAAUAUUCCAAAGUCAUGAGCAAGAGACUUCUUGGUAGUUUGGGUUUCUGUUUUAUAGCAUUGGUGCAUGACUUUUGAAAUUAAAAUGGUAAGUGCUGUUGGAGAGGGGCACAGGAACAAGGGACUGGUAGAAGCCUGUGAACUUGUGGUGUUUAAAUUCCAGCUUUGGUAUUUAUUAUUUGGGUGAAAGCUGCCUUUGUAGCACAAGGAUAAAGAGCACUUUGCAGUUUGUAUCAAGUAGAAACCCAAGAGAGUUGUAACUCACAUCAGAAUGAGUGGAUGCCUUAUAGUUUGGAUGCUAUUUUUUGGAACAGGAUAUUAAAUUGAAGCCGUUUUAAUUUCCACUGCCUGCUUAGCUACUAUACAGAUACAGAACAGACAGAAGGCAACAGCUGUAGACGUGGGGCAGCUAAGAGAGGAUGAAAGAAAACGUGGCCUUUGUUCUCAGUAUGGCAAAGUAAUGGCAACAAAGAGGAAUUAAGGAAAAAAGAUAGAUGUAUAUAUAUGUGUGUGUGUAUGUGUGCAUGUGUGUGUGUGCCUGGGUGUGUACAUUCUGCAAAAAAACCCAAACUGUAGGAAAAAGAAAAACAUGAUGGGUCUACAAGAGACUGUAAUGGAUAUUGACCCUUUGAGCGCACUCCCUUUUUUUGAAUGCUGAGUCUAAUAUGGCUACCUCUCCUAAAAGACUACUUUUGUUAACUUCCUUUUGCUUUCAGACUUGAUCGUGUAAACCUUUCAGCCAUUGAUACCAUUUGUAUAUCGCUGUGUGCUUUACUUUCUCAGAGCAACGUUUAUAUAGAGCAGACAACGCAAAGACUGAAUAUACAGUGGUAGCCAAACUAUGUUGCUGGAGCAUUUUUGUUUAACCUCUGCCAUGGUCGUAUGGAUUGCAGGACGUGGGCAGUGUAGGUAGUUGGUUCAGUGAGGUCAGUUUUUGUAGCAGCAGAAAAUGCACUUCUUGUUGGAGGGGUGGACUUCAGAUAUUGCCAGAGGUGACGCAGUAAGCCAAAUGCUGCUCUUGAAAGUUAUGCUGAAGUUUACGUUUGCAAUCCUGAUUUCACAAGAAAACGUAACUUGUGUGUUGUAUACCAUACAUUAUCCAUUAGAUGCUGUUUGUUUGCCGUGCUUGUUUGGUAGAUUGUAGAGCUCCUAAGUAUCUUUGCCAUGUUUUGUAAUAUUUGUGGCAUUCUCCUUACCUUGUACAUAUUAUGGAACUGUCACCUACAGCUGCCAGGAUGCUGAGGCACUUCAGGACCCUGAGUGCCAUGAACGAGUGAUUUAGGCUGUGAAAGAGUUACUUGCCUUUUCCCCUGAAUUCCCCAAUAAAAAAUAAAUAAUGAAAAAAAAACCUA
Messenger RNA from Strigops habroptila (Kakapo), 7972 nucleotides. RefSeq names its product BBX high mobility group box domain containing (gene BBX). Gene Ontology annotation, biological process: regulation of transcription by RNA polymerase II. NCBI's taxonomy places the organism in Eukaryota, Metazoa, Chordata, Aves, Psittaciformes, Psittacidae. Gene Ontology annotation, cellular component: nucleus. The record is from RefSeq and is a predicted model, not a curated record. Gene Ontology annotation, molecular function: DNA-binding transcription factor activity, RNA polymerase II-specific; RNA polymerase II transcription regulatory region sequence-specific DNA binding. The transcript has 16 exons. Bases 108 to 3167 code for a protein of 1019 amino acids.